AUGGAGACUGCCGUCUUUUCAGAAGUGCUGCCGUUCGGGUUGUCCAGUCGCUUAGGCGCGGGUUCAGCUGCUGCCGCUCGCGGGUAUGUGCCACGCAUGCCUUUGGCCGUCCGUGAUUACACCUGCAAGCGCUUCGGCAUUGAUUGUGGUCUAGACUUCCUGCGACGAGGGCCCGGUGAUGAGCUCUACGCUCCGCGUGAGUGGCAUGAGGAUGCUGAGUGGAUCUCUGAGUUGUGUCGCUCUUUAAGGCUUAGGGACAACGUUGCUGAUCCUCCCAGUCGGGGAAAAGAUGUCGCGCCUCCCAGCCGGGAGAUGGCAAGGUGGCUCACCGAGCUGCUGAAGGGCGACACCCGUCGUUUCGAGACUGUGGUCGAGUCGGUGCGAGCUGGCUUUGCGGCCAGCACAGCCCACAAGAUUACGAAGAGCUUUCGCGCUUUCUUGGUCUGGCUAAAGAACGAGGCUCAGUGCAACAGUGAGGCGGUCUUUUCUUCAGCUGAGGCUACGGCGAUGGCCUUGCGAGGUUACGGACUGCACCUCUACGAGACCGGCAUGCCCCGCUACUUGCUGGUUUACGCUAUCACUGCUGUUCAAGAUAAGUUUCCCCAGCACAGAAACUUUCUUACUGCUGCUUGGCAAGUGGACAAGAAGUGGCAGCGCGCUGAGCCAGGAUCUUGCAGAGCGGUCCUGCCAGUGGCAGCCAUUCGGGCCUGCGUGAGUUUGUCGUUGCUCUGGGGCUGGUCCAGAUGGUGCUGUCUUCUGAUAAUAGGUUUUCUGGCGAUGCUGCACCCGGCUGAGUUGCUUCUCUUGGAGCGCCGCGACCUGGUUUUUCCUUCCGACACUCUGGGUCACACGCAGACGAAAACUUCAGAGUUUUACCUGCAAGAGGUGGCCGCGCAAGUCUUACUGACGGAGAUCAGUCCAGCUGCUCGCUCUCGCAUCAAGUCCCUGGAUGACGCCGCGGACAGCUUACUUGCGCAUUUUUCUGGUGCUUCGCAGUAUUGA
Messenger RNA from Symbiodinium necroappetens, 1002 nucleotides. Lineage: Eukaryota; Dinophyceae; Suessiales; Symbiodiniaceae. The record is from the annotation of a GenBank genome assembly.